AUGGGGGAGCUCCGGGGCCCAGGGCGCCGUGCAGGCCAGGAGGCAGCCAGCUGCGAGCGGGGACCCAGCUCCGACGCGAGCGUGGCCUCUCCGGGCCUCAGUUUCCGCUUCUGGGAGGACCACCUCGGAAGACACAUCAUCACCUUCAGCUGCUGCCGGAUGCCCCCCUCCCACGAGCUCAACCACAGGCGUCUGCUGGAGUACCUGAAGCACACGCUGGACCAGUACGUGGACAGCGAUUACAGCAUCGUCUACUUCCACCACGGGCUCAGCAGCCGGAACAAGCCGUCGGCGGGCUGGCUCCAAGAUGCCUACAAGGAGUUCGACAGGAGGUACAAAAAGAACUUGAAGGUGCUGUAUGUCGUGCAUCCCACCAACUUCAUCAAAGUCCUGUGGACCGUCUUCAAACCCCUUGUCAGUCAUAAGUUUGGGAAAAAAGUCCUCUGUUUCAACUACUUGAGUGAGCUCCGCGAACGCCUCAGAUACGACCAGCUGAUCGUCCCCCCGGAGGUUCUGCGGCAUGACGAGAAGCUCCGGAAGGUGCACAAGGGCGAGGCCCCCCCUGCCGCCAAGAUGCCGCCGCCGCGGCCCCCUCUGCCCACCCAGCAGUUUGGCGUCAGUCUGCAGUACCUCAAGGACAAAAAUCAAGGUGAACUCAUCCCUCCCGUGCUGAGAUUCACAGUGACAUACCUAAGAGAGAAAGGACUCCGCACGGAGGGCCUGUUCCGGAGAUCAGCCAGUGUCCACACCAUCCGUGAGGUUCAGCGGCUGUACAAUCAAGGGAAACCCGUGAACUUUGAUGACUACGGGGACGUCCACGUCCCGGCCGUGAUCCUGAAGACCUUCCUGCGGGAGCUGCCACAGCCGCUGCUGACCUUCACGGCCUACGAGCAGAUCCUCGAGAUCACUGCCCCUCGGGAAGGACUCAGGAAGGACCCCUGCGCCCCUGCAGGUGUGGAGAGCAGCCUGCGGGUGACCCGCUGCCGCCAGAUCCUGCAGAGCCUCCCAGACCACAACUACACCGUGCUCGGCUACCUCAUGGGCUUCCUGCAUGAGGUGUCCCGGGACAGCAUCUUUAACAGAAUGACCAGCUCCAACCUGGCGUGUGUCUUCGGGCUGAACUUGAUCUGGCCGUCUCGGGGGGCAUCUUCCCUGAGCGCCCUCGUGCCCCUGAACGUGUUCACCGAGCUGCUGAUCGAGUUCUACGAGAAGGAAGAAAAACGAACCAACGGAAACCUGAAGACAUUUACAUGGCAAGCCACGCGGCACCGCACGGUCGGCGUCUAGAGUAACCAAUAUAGAAGACGUGUGUCUCGUAGCGCGCUUUGUUCGUCAAUAAAAGAAUAUAAAAAUCUUGUUCAA
Molecule: messenger RNA, 1362 nt
Organism: Suricata suricatta (meerkat)
Lineage: Eukaryota; Metazoa; Chordata; Mammalia; Carnivora; Herpestidae
Gene: ARHGAP8
Product: Rho GTPase activating protein 8
Exons: 12
Coding region: 1-1287 (428 amino acids)
Biological process (GO): small GTPase-mediated signal transduction; negative regulation of endocytic recycling
Cellular component (GO): cytoplasm
Molecular function (GO): GTPase activator activity
Source: RefSeq, a predicted model, not a curated record